CCGACAUUGAGUGACGCGCGUAUUUACGUUUCAAAUUAAGAACAUAAUCGAUCCGAAAAAUUACGAUUGUUUUGUAUUCAUUUCAAUAUUUUCUCUUUUUAUUUAGUGUUACUGUGCUCGUAUAAAGUGAUGUUAAGUGUUCGUGUUAUGAACCGUAUAUCAACAUCGUUUUCCACGUCUGUCAUUGGAUCAGUUUAACCAGUUGCAACAAACGAAAAUGUGACUGUUUGUUUUAAUGUCAAGUUUUAAUCGAUCGCUGAUCGAAAAUGGGUUUUAUUGACGUUCUACUCACGAUAUAACGAUGAAGAUGAGGGAGUUUAUGAGGAUUACGUUUGUGUGUGUGUGCGCUUUCCUACUGGCUGUGCGUGAGACCAGGUGUGAGGAUGAAGUGUCUGAUGACGAAGCUGGAAGCCUGAGGAAUGAAGAGAAUGACCAGAGGAGGGACUCCAAAGGUCCCAUACCAGGCGGUGGUCGGCGAACGACGACGCAAAGCAGUGCAAACGCCACGAGGGAUUCGCAACUACUCUCAUUACUCGCUGCGAGAAGGCGACAACUUCUCAACGAAAGACUGGCGACGCAUAUCAAUACGCUAUCGUCAUUAGCACAUAAGGCUAACAAAUCCAACACUACAUUUGCCCAGUUAGAAGUUCGAGACUCAAACAGCUCUACAGUGAAGAGGAUAACGUUUGACAACUCGAGCAACGAACCAGCACCCACAAUCAAACUUGUGACUUCCGACGGAUCGAAGGAAAUCAGACAAGAAGCAAAGCCACAUGAAAUACGACACAUCUUCGUACCCAGGGUGUUCCAAGAUAAUAAAAGUAGGGGUGGGUUUAUAAAUAACCGAAGACGAGAGGGAAUCAAUAAGUCUGUAACAAUACCUGAACGAGUUGAGGUAACUGCAAGUAGCAUAGUUUAUGUCCCACCUGAAAAAUUUGAAAAUCUUGACAAGGAUAUUGAAUUAGACCCUGAAGAAGAAUUCCAGGUUGACGAGUCUAACCAUGGCCUGUAUUUACUUAAUUAUUCAGACCCAGAAAAUGUGACACAGAACACUAAUAUUAAUGGGUCGGUCAGUGAUGCUAAAGACAAUAGUACUAAGGUUGAAACUACAACACAAACCAGCGAAAUAUCCAAAGAAGAAACACCGGUCAAAACAACCCAAACGGAAUCAGAAGAAAAAUCAGAAACCAACGUAAUAGCCAACAGCACUGACAGUAAGAGCACAAAGUUAAUAAAAGUUGAGAAUGAAAAAGAAAAUCGUACUCUAUUUAUGACGGAUGAGAUUUACAAUCAUUUUAGACCACUUGAAACUGAAUUACCCGUUGAAGAAAUGGCACCAUUCAAAUAUUUUGGUCAAAAAUUGGGAGGACCAGCCAUAAGCGAUAACUUGACCAACUCUCCCACAUUAUCGGCGUCAACCAAAUCAGUAAAUUUUAUUGUAGCUCCAUUGGAGAAAAGAAAAUUCAAUUCUAGGUAUUCAGCCACAGAAAAAUAUAAGAAUACUAGCGUAGAUGAAGAAGAAAUUAAUGAAGAUAUGGACGUUUCUGUCGUUAAAAAUUUUAUCGAGAAAAAUAAAAUCAGAAACACAGUAAAAGGGCCUGCCCCAGCACGACACGUCGGGUUAGUUAAUGCGUAUAGAAAAUUUUCAACUACAGUACCACCGACAACGAAACCACAAAAUGUUGCGCAAUUGAAUGUUACUGAACCAAUCAUUCCAUAUUCAACGCCUAGCAUCAUUGACAAAAGUAAAGACGGCAACAAAACUAACAGCACCGCAACUAAUAAUAUACCACCUAAACCAACAGUCAAUAAUUCAACGAGAGAUAGCAUAUCAAACAAAACAAGCGUUCCCGCACCUAGGAACUUUACAAGAAACUACUCUAAUAUACGAAGGCGGCCACUCAGAGUAACAGCUGCAAGUACUGAAUUUACUCCAGUGCUUACCACUCUAGUAAUAAAUGCUACAACGACUGAAAAGGCAUCGACUUCAGUUUAUACAGCGGUAGUAACAUCAGUAUCAAUAACUUCAUCUAUGAAAGGAUCUAAUAAAACAGAUGGUGCUCUAAAAGACGAAGAAAAUAGCACCAUUGUUGAUAUUCCUGACACAAAUAAUGGUACCAUACCGAAAGCUAUUCUUAUUAAUGAUACAGAAACUACUACAGUACCGCCUACAAGCUUCAGGCCUAAACAUAUAAUUCGAAUAAGAACGACCACUACAGAAAAUCCAAAUUCUAGCCCUGUCACAGCGUCUCCUGUAGCCAGUGAAUUAUCAACCAAGAAUCAAACGUUUGUCAGAAAUGAAACUGAGUCGAAGAUAUCCGACAGAUUAGCGAGUUUAUUCCGACAGAGAAAUAUUGAGAACGCGACGAAUUCGACGAGAACUAACAAACAUAGGAGAAGGCGACCUACGACUACUACUACGACGACGACAACUACGACUCCAGUACCGACGCUACCACCUACUGAGAAGACUAUAGAAUCCUCAGUACCCACCACACAAUCAACAGCAGCAUAUUCCAGCGCUUACACAUCAACUUUAGCGCCAGCUACAACACCAUCGUUCAAAACAUUUGUAGUGACUUCGCGAACAUCAUCAGAAUCAAGUUCCAAACCUGUGUUUGUGCCAAACACUACAAACAAAAGCCACAAGACUGUUAAUAGAACUGAUGGUGAAGAAAUCGAAGACCCUUCAUCACAAAACGAGGAAGUGGUAAUUGAAGCUGAAAAGACCUACACAGCAUCAUACGUAUUGGCUGGUUUAGGAUUUUUACCAGUAGCAGCAAUAGUAGCUUUUGUUCUUAGAAGUAUAUUAAAUAAGAAGACCAAAGAAAUAGAUACGGAGUACGAGGGUUACUUCGAAGAUGGAGAUAUCAAGAAGGAGUCUCCUAUUACGCCUGUAGCUAGGCCUCCGCUGCCGACACCAACGAAGCCUGAUCAGAAAUGGGAGUUCCCAAGAAAUAAACUACGACUUCAGACUUUGCUUGGCCAAGGAAACUUUGGACAGGUAUGGAAGGCAGAAGCAGACGAUUUAAAUGGCCAUGAUGGUCUUACUCGGCUGGUAGCAGUUAAGAGCAUCAAAGAAACUGCCUCACAGAAAGAGAAACAAGAACUGCUGCACGAAAUAUACAUUAUGCAGAAGAUAGGAACACAUCCUAACGUUGUGACGUUACUUGCCUGUUGCACAGAACAAGAGCCCUAUCUCCUGAUAAUGGAGUACGUGAUGUGCGGCAAGCUGCUGACGUACCUGCGCGAGCGCCGGUCGCGGCCUGACCGCUUCAGUGGCAGUGGAGCGUUGACGUCCAGAGAUCUUACCGUGUUCGCCUACUGUGUGGCCAGGGGGAUGGACUAUAUUGCGUCCAAAGGGAUCGUGCACCGCGACCUAGCAGCUCGCAACGUGCUGGUAGACCACAACAAGCUGUGCAAGAUAGCGGACUUCGGCAUGUCUCGCUCGGCCGCAGCCGGCGCGCCCGCACGCGCGCCUCGCGCCGCUCUGCCCGUGCGGUGGAUGGCGCCCGAAGCAUUGCUGUAUAGCGUGUGCAGUCAUCAUACUGAUGUCUGGGCCUUUGGGAUAUUGCUGUGGGAGAUUGUUACACUUGGUUCAACGCCAUACGCGGCGAUGUCAGGCCGCGAGGUGCUAGGCGCUGUGACGGAAGGCUACCGGCUGGAGCGGCCGCCGCACUGCGCGCCCGCGCUGUACCGCGCCAUGCACGCGUGCUGGCACGCCGACCCCGCACAGCGCCCCACCUUCGCCGCGCUCAAGGCCACCCUCGCCACGCUACUCCACAACGAGCCCAGCGAGGGGAACUAUGUCGAUCUCGACUCCUUCUAUCAAGAGUCCUCUGUAUACAGUGACCCGUCAGCCAUUAUCAAUGACGAUGAAGGCCUGUCGGCGGAGUAUGAUCGGGAGAGGCGCUGCUUUAGAGAACUCACCACCGGUCCAGCCAAGUUCGAGAACCGCGCAUUCAACUUCCGCGACGAGGAGCUUCGCAACAAGUUCGGUAUCGGCACUCCACGCAUGGGAGGCUUCGGCAUCAGGGACGUUCCCUUCAACGACAGAAACUUCUCCGACGGCGAAUUCAAUGAACGGAAUUUCCCCAAAGAAAAUUUCACCGAUACGAACUUCACCGAACGUAAAGACGGGAAGCUUUCCACUUCCAGUUUCCAUCGAGAGAGAGAACGGGAGAGGGAGAACCCGUUAGUCAGUAGGAACAGCUUUAAUGGCUUCCCGAGAGUUGGGACUAGGGAUAGGGACAACCACUUCCAAAUGGCACCUGAUGGCAGAAAUAAGAGGGUUUCGGAAUUCGAAUGUGACAUUUAAACGCGUCAUCGAGGCGGAGGUAGUGAGAUAGUGGAAUUUGUAUUUCAAACGUUCCACCAAUGGGGACAACUCUGUCACGUGACGAACUGUGAGGAGAGGAGAGUGAAGGCAUAACUUAGCCUUGUUGUAAGGUUGGUAGUAAGUUAAAGUGAGAGACGAUAAUCGCUUUGGCUAUGUAUAUGGAUACUGUAUACGAUUUGCGAUUGUGUUAAGUCAGGAGUAAGUAAAUGAUGAUAGCUUUAUUUUUUUAUACAGUCUAGAAUAGAACGAUAUGAUUUGAUACUUGAUAUAGUGCAAUGUUAAGAUUCUUAUGCUUGGAGCUAAGAAGGCUAAGUUGUGCCUGCAAAAUGUCACAGUCCUACUUAUUCAGUAAAACUUGACUGAAAUGUAAUUAAUUAGUGUGUUUAUAUUAGGCUUAAUUCGCCAAACAUUAGCACUGAUUUGACAAAACACUGUAAUUUUGCACUAGUGUGGAAACAUGACAUAACAAGUUUGAAUUUCAUACUUACUGAAAUUACGUAACUUGACAACUAUGUUUAUAUGAAAUUGUAAAUAAUUUUGUUAAUUUAUAACAGUAUUUUUAUAUUAAUGUAUGCCGUGGUUUUCAUAUGAAUAAUUUUGUAAAUAAAUAACUGUUUUGUAUGUUGAAUAUGAUUGUGUUAGGUGAAUAGGUAUGCAGACCCCGCAUUUGAUACAGGCUUCAUUAAACUUGUUUUAACUCAAAAAUAUUCCAAAAUAUUAAUUUUAAAAACCUUUCCUAAAGACAUGAAGUCUUUGCAUGUGUAGUUUUAUACAGAUAUUGUUAAAAAAAUGUGUAGAUCACAAGGAAGAGUAAAUAAUAUGAUUUUUAGUAAAAAAUAGGAUAGCUUCCUAUAUCCAGUUAUUUUUCAAGGGUUUAUUAAGAUAAAGUCUAUUUUUGGAUUUUUUAAAACAAGUCAAGAGUUUUAUAGUUGGAUCACAAUGGUGCUACAUAAAUUGAAGAGAGCUUGUAAAUAUCAGAGUUUAUAUACAUAUACCGAGUGUUAUAUAACAUGUUAUAUUUUAUGUUAUUUACUCACAGUUUUAUCUAUGUUUCUCUAUUCCAGAUAAUUGCUGUCUAGUCUCAAAAAUUGUAUGAUUGUAUGAUAGUAUUGGUUUUAGUAAGAUCUGAUUGUAUUUUAAGUUUUAAAAAGAAUUAUUUUAUUAUAAAUAAAUAUUAAAAUGUAUUGAAAAAUUUAAAA
This is a messenger RNA of Helicoverpa zea (corn earworm), 5538 nucleotides long. Its product is annotated as serine/threonine-protein kinase STE20-like. Gene Ontology annotation, biological process: positive regulation of kinase activity; multicellular organism development; cell surface receptor protein tyrosine kinase signaling pathway. Gene Ontology annotation, cellular component: signaling receptor complex. The transcript has 8 exons. The record is from RefSeq and is a predicted model, not a curated record. NCBI's taxonomy places the organism in Eukaryota, Metazoa, Arthropoda, Insecta, Lepidoptera, Noctuidae. Gene Ontology annotation, molecular function: transmembrane receptor protein tyrosine kinase activity; ATP binding. The coding region runs from base 302 to 4318 and encodes 1338 amino acids.